UUCCGGGAUCUGGCGGGGCCUUUGUCUUGUGCUCCAGCUGGAGCUUCGGUACCGUAUUCUCGGCUAUUUAUCCUCAGCUGCGGGAGGCCCUGGUGACUCUGCUGCUGCAGUGUCUGGUUUCCCUGUGACCUGCAGGUACUGGGAGUUACAUAGCUAAGAUGCCAGGACACCCCGAAAGCCGGAAAACGGGACUAUUGGCAUUCAGUGAUGUGGUCAUAGAAUUCUCUCCAGAGGAGUGGGCAUGCCUGGACCCUGCCCAGCGAAAUUUGUAUAGGGAUGUGAUGUUCGAGAACUACAGAAACCUGGUCUCCCUGGCUAUUUUAUCAUAUUCCAUUCAAGACCUUUUGCCAGAGCAGGAUAUGAAAGAUUUAUGCCAAAAGGUGACACUGACAAGACAUAGAAGCUGGGGCCUUGACAAUUUGCACUUAGUGAAAGACUGGAGAACUGUGAAUGAAGGUAAGGGGCAGAAAGAAUAUUACAAUAGACUUACUCAAUGUUCGUCAACUAAAAGCAAAAUCUUUCAAUGUAUUGAAUGUGGCAGAAAUUUUAGCCGGAGAUCAAUCCUUAGUGAACAUAAGAUAAUUCAUACUGGAGAGAAACCAUACAAAUGUGAAGAAUGUGGCAAAGUUUUCAAUCGAUGUUCAAACCUAACCAAACAUAAAAGAAUUCAUACUGGAGAGAAACCCUACAAAUGUAACGAAUGUGGCAAAGUUUUUAAUUGGUGGUCACAACUAACUAACCAUAAGAAAAUUCAUAGUGGAGAGAAACCCUACAAAUGUGAUGAAUGUGGCAAAGUUUUUAAUUGGUGGUCACAACUAACUAGCCAUAAGAAAAUUCAUAGUGGAGAGAAACCGUACACAUGUGAAGAAUGUGGCAAAGCCUUUACCCAGUUCUCAAACCUUACACAACAUAAGAGAAUUCAUACUGGAGAGAAACCCUACAAAUGCAAAGAAUGUUGCAAAGCCUUUAACAAGUUCUCAAACCUUACUCAACAUAAGAGAAUUCAUACUGGAGAGAAACCCUACAAGUGUGAAGAAUGUGGCAACGUUUUUAAUGAGUGCUCACACCUAACUAGACAUAGAAGAAUUCAUACUGGAGAGAAACCCUACAGAUGUGAAGAAUGUGGCAAAGCCUUUACACAGUUUGCAAGCCUUACUCGUCAUAAAAGAAUUCAUACUGGAGAAAAACCCUACCAAUGUGAAGAAUGUGGCAAAACUUUUAAUCGGUGUUCACACCUAAGUAGCCAUAAGAGAAUUCAUACUGGAGAGAAACCCUACAAGUGUGAAGAAUGUGGCAGAACCUUUACUCAAUUAUCAAACCUCACUCAGCAUAAAAGAAUUCAUACUGGAGAGAAACCCUACAAAUGCAAAGAAUGUGGCAAAGCAUUUAACAAAUUCUCAAGCCUUACUCAGCAUAAGAGAAUUCAUACCGGAGUGAAACCCUACAAAUGUGAAGAAUGUGGGAAAGUUUUUAAACAGUGCUCUCACCUAAUUAGCCAUAAGAGAAUUCAUACUGGAGAGAAACCCUACAAAUGUAAAGAAUGUGGCAAAGCUUUUUACCAAUCCUCAAUCCUUAGUAAGCAUAAGAGAAUUCAUACUGAAGAGAAACCCUACAAAUGUGAAGAAUGUGGCAAAGCCUUUAACCAGUUCUCAAGCCUUACUCGUCAUAAAAGAAUUCAUACUGGAGAAACGUACAAAUGUAAAGAAUGUGGAAAAGGUUUUUACCAAUCCUCAAUCCAUAGUAAGUAUAAGAUAAUUUAUACUGGAGAGGAACCUGACAAAUGUAAAAAAUGUGGCAGUCUUUAAAAACUGCUAACAUUAUACAUGGCUUCAGUAAUUUCAUACUGAAUAAAAGUGGUAUGAGCAUAAUGACUGUUUAAGGAUGUUUCACAAAAUGUAAACUUCAGAGUGCAUAACACUGUACUGAAUGAAAUUUAUAAAUAUAAAAGAUUACAAUACCUUCAUUUCAAAGAUCUUCCUGUAAAUAGAAUCUGUACUAGAGGAAAAACCCUUAAACAAUUAUUCAGACUUUAUUCAACUUUAGAGGAUUUUAUGGGGGUAAAAAACUUCCUACAAAUGUGGAAAAACAUUUUUUCAAGAUAUAUACCUUAGAAAACACUAGAGUUUAUCGUAUAGUAGAAUAUAUUUUACAGAUACAGUGAAUACAAACAAAUGUCCAAAAUUAAGUCUAAAUAAAACAUUACAUAAUUUACUGUAGAAAGUACUAAGGCACUAACAGUUUCAGAUGUUACUUUAAAGAAGUGUUGAUUGUCGAGAAUCAUUCAAAGUUAAAAUAGAUAAUUUAGUUGUAUGUAAAUUUAAAUGAAUCAAGAGAUGAUGUCUUUUUGAAGUGCAGUUACAUUCACGUUAUACUUUUUUUGCAUUAAAAGUUUUUAUAUUUUUGAUUAUAUAUUUUAAUAUUGAUGUAAUUCAUAUCUCAAAUAACUUCAUUUUAUUAUAUUUAUUGUUUAUGUUAAAGUAUGUGGUCAGUUGUUGCUGCAUAAGAGCUAUGAGAAGUUCUUCUAUAUUAGAUGACCAUCAUUUAUAUACUUUUUCAUGAAUGAUUAAGGGUGCUGAAAUGUAACAUUUAUAAGGAAAAUCUAAGUAGAAAUGCUUUUUGUUGAUGUAUAACAGUGUUUUAAGUAACACAUUAGGUAUUCAGAGAAGUAUUUUGCAUUAUAGUAAUAGGGAAACAUUUUGAGUUUUAGUAAUAAAUUGUUUUAUGAGUCGCACAUUAAGGUAAUACAGUAGUUUUUGAAAUGUUAUUUUUAGAAUGCAAUUUCUUUUCAUAAAACAAAAUGAUUUUUAAUGUGUUAAGAAUAUUUUGCAUUGAAUGAAGUAUAUCUUGCCACAAUAAUUAACCUAUACCACCUUACCCAAAGUUGUAGAUAACAGAUAGUAACAAUACACUACUGGGUAACAGUGAAAGGACACCUCUAGUAAUCUCUUUUCCCAGUGGCUUUUAAUUUCAAACAACUUGGGGAAUUUUUUUUAUAUGACAUGCUUUGGUUUUUUUGUACCUUACCUCAUGUUGAAAUGUGUUCCCCCAUGUUGGAGGCGGGGUCUAGUGGAAGGUGUUUAGGUCAGGGAUGUAGAUUCCUCAUGAAUGGAGUGGUGUUCUUACCACUGCAGUUAGUGUGUUCUCUGUUAGUUCAUGUGAAAGCUGGUUGUUAAAAAAAAAAAAAAAAGCUGAUAUUCCUCUCGCUUUGUCUUUUGCCAUGAUAUCCCUUUGCCUUUUAUCAUGCAUGAAAGCUUCCUGAGGCCUCAUCAGAAGUUAAGCAGAUGCUGAUUUCAUGCUUGUAUAGCCAACAGAACUGAGGCUAAUAAACCUCCUUUCUUUAUUAAUUUGCCAAUGUUAAGUAUUCCCUUCUAGCAGCACAAAAUGGACUAGCAUACCAUAGGUUAUAUUUUUAUUUUUUUCUUUUGUAAAUACUGGACAAUGAUACUCUUAUAUAAUCUUCAGUAUAACCAUUAUAAUUGCUCACUAUAAUGAUAAUCAUAAAGGAGUAUAAUGAAAAGCCAUGUAUUUUGAAUCCUGAAUGACUAUUUACAAAAGGUCAUACUACAUUUUUCUUUGAGCCUGUGACCUCUCUGGCCUGUAAAAACACAUACAUACAUUUAGUUUUGAUUAACAUGGAGUUCAUUUUAUAAGUCUAUCACUCUAAACGUAAGUGUUAGCUUUAAGAGAAUUAUGGAGCAUGUAAUUGUGUUUGAGUCUAGGUGUGUACUUUUUUGAGAAGAAAAAGAUAUUGGAACAAAAUAUAAUUUAAAAAGUAUUGGUAAUUUACUAGCAAACUAGGAAUCUCAAAGAUUCUGAAAGUAAAUAUUUAUUCUCUGCUUUGUAUUGAAUUUACUUCUGUAAAAUCUUAUGGCUGCUGGCUCAGAAUCUUCUCAUGCAAAUCCUGUUUUUUUCUUGUCUGUUGAUCAUACUAAACCUAAUGUAUAGUUUUCUCAUUCCAAAGUUCAUGAAAUUUUCUCUAUAUUCCUGAGAAAUUCUAAGAAUAACUUUCAUAAAAUGUAUUAAUGUUCACAAGAUAGUUUUAAGAUAUAAUUCUACAAUGUGUGUGUUGCUACAUUUUAUUUAAUUAGUACAUUCUAUUUUUGUGUUUCAAUUGGAGAACCCUAUUUUGGCCAAUUUUUACGUGGUUUUUGUUUCCAUUUUAAUAUUUUACAUAAUUGAAUUUUUUUCACUUUAUUGAGCCACUUUGUUUAGAUGUACACUGGGAAGGCUUCAUAAUUCACAGUUGUUUUGACAUAUAAAUGAGGUGAACAAACACAGGAAAGUGCUAGGUUUCCUGGGGGUAUAACAGAUACUCGAUAAUUAGCAGUAAAUAUUCUUGUUUAAGUCACUUUUUGGCUGCAAGUAAGAGAUUAGAAAUAUUCAGCAUAAAGAGAUGGCAUUAACUCUGCAUGUAAAGAAAACACAUGUAUACCCAGGCUGUACAACUGCCUCUGAAAUUAAGAGGAAUUGUGCUUAUUUCAUAGUUAUCUCUGGUACUUCACUAUUAUUUUAUUUUCACCCCCAAUUAUGCAUCAGUCAUAGCCCUUUCCCUUCUUUGCUUAUUAUGGCUACAGAUUUCUCACAGUUCUCUGCAGUCCAUGUAAUUUCACACAGUAUUUUGUAGGUUGUGAUAAGAAAUUUGAAAUUUUUAAUAUAGUGAAAAAUUGGAUCUAACUGGAGAGUUUGAGGACAUUUUUAAGUUACAAAUGCACCAUUUGAAUCAUUUAAUUGGCAUAAUUGGGAUGUACUCUACACAGUUUAUAGGAUUAAAUUACUGAGUUAGUAAUGUUUGUAUGAAAGAAAUGUUAUUAGAUUCUACCACAAAAUGUGGUAAACAUGAAAUCAGUUAGAAUCAGUAAAGCAUUAAUAAUGGUAGGCUAUAUAUCAUAAUCACUAUAUAAAGAAACAUCAGAAUUUGGAAACCCUUUAAGCAAAAAUAUAUCUUAGAAAUCUUAAGGACACUUAAUGGCAAGCAAAAAAGUUUAAAUUUAGUUUUUUAUAAAUUACAUAUAGCACAAUUUAUGUGUACAUGUAGAAUCUUUUAGUUUUUAGUGUUUAUGUAAUAUAUUAGGCAAUAAUAAACAUUUACAUUUAUGUUUACAUUUAUAUUUAAUUUUUUGAAUUUAAUUUAAAUUUCUAAAUGCUUCUGUGGAUUUAAAUUUUGGAAUAAUCUUUUCUUCCCCAUUGAUACUGGAAUCUUGGGAAGUUUCUUACUCAUAUCACAAUAUGUUUUAUUCAAAUGGGUGCAGCUUACAUUGCAGAGUUUAUAUAAAUAAUCACAUAACAAGCCACUUCCUUAGUCAUUUUCUGUAUUAAAAAACUCAGAGAUCUAGAGAGCUUUUGGAUUGAAAUAUUUCCUUGGUGAUUUUGGAUGCAAACCUGAUUUCUGUGUUCACACCAUGGCCAGAGAUGGGACUGUUAGCACCACCUGCUUCUUUAAUGUCAUCCACAUGAUCAGCAUCAGCACCAGAAACUCCAGGUGUCCCAAACUUAAAGUGAAAGCCAUAGAGUCCAUUGGUGACUCCCAUGUUCUGUGCUGGUUCUAGAACAUGCUGGUAAAUAUCAGAGUUUCUAUGCUUAUAGCUGAUAAGUAGACAUUUUUAAAAAUCAUAAAAACUGUAUUUUCUAUAUAGUUCAGCUAAGUUUGUGAAAAAGAUGCAGACUCAGUAUUUGGAGCAUUGCUAUUGCUCCAUGAUGUGUUUAAAAAUUAUUUUUAAAUUGACAAAAUUAUAUAUAUACAUAUAUAUAUCUUGUAACACAUGAUGUUUGAAAUGCUUAAUUCUAGCCAAUUAAAAACUCUUUACCUCAAUAGUUAUUUUUAUUGUGAGAACGCUCAACAUUGUCUUGGCACUUUAAAAAAUAUAUAUAUAUAUUCUCAAUAACUGUAGUCACUCUGCACUACAAUAGGUCUCUUGAACUAAUUCCUUCUAGCUAACAGGCAUUGUUUAUCAUUUAACAGAUAAUUCUCUAAGCCCCCUUCUAAAACUUCAGCAUCUCUUAACCUUCUUUCUAGUCUCUACUUUAUGAGAUCAACUUGUUUAGAUUCCACGUGAGUGAGACCGUGAGGUAUUCAUCUUUCUGUGUUCUGCUCCAUUGGUCUAUUUAUCUGUUUUUAAUGCCAGUAUUGGACUGUUUCAGUUACUGUAGCUUUGCAGUAUAUUUGACUGUCAAGUAGUGCAAUGCUUCCAGCUUUCAGAGUCUUUUGCUGUACUAUAUGAAUUUUUGUUUUUUUGUUUUUGUGAAAAAUUUUAUUGAUAUUUUGAUAGACAUUAUGUUAAAUAUAUACAUUAUUUUGUGUAACAUAGACUUUUUAGCAAUAUUAAUUUGGCCAAUUUAUGAAUAAGGGAUAACUUUUCAUUUAUUUGUGUUUAAUUUUAUACCUUGAUUUUCUUUAGCUUUUAAUGUAGAGAUCUUUAACAUUUUUGAAUAAUUUUAUUUGGAAGUAAACUUUUUGUAACUAUUGCAGGUGUCAGUUGUUUUCUUUCUUUUUCAGAUAGUUUGUUGUUAGUGUAUAGAAAUGCCACUGACCCUUAUAUUUUGAUUUUGUAUCCUGCAACUUUAGUGAAUUUAUUCUAAGUGUUUUUAAAGUUUUCUAUUUAUAAGACUGUGAUAUCUGCAAACAGGGACAAUUAUUUUCUUUCUUUCCAAUUUGGUUGUCUUUGGUUUUGUUUUCUAAUUGCUGUGGCCUGGAAAUUCAGUAGCAUGUUAAAUAAGGGUGAUGAAAUUAGAUAUCUUUGCCUUACUAUAACUCUUAGAAAAAAAGGCUUACAACUUUUGAAGGUUUAGCAUGAUGUCAGAUGUCCAUUUGUCAUAUAUGGCCUUUAGUGGCUUGAGGUAUGUAUGUUCUAUAUGUAAUUUGUUUUGAGAUUUUGUCAUAAAGUAAUGUUGAAUUUUCUAAAAUUCUUUUUCUGCAUUCACUUAAAAGUUAUAAUUGGUUCUGAGAUCCUUCAUCUUUGUCAGAAUCUAGGAGGAUGCAUCUAUACCUAGAGGAGGACACGAAGGCAUCAUAUGUUACAUUCUUGUGACAUAUAAUGUCUACUGCUUAUAAUGUCUACUGUGAGUUUCUGACUCCCCAAAUGAAAUUGAGGCCCAGAAACUCUCAACUGCUUUGUUCAUUGAAUAAUGCCAAGUGUCUAGAAAUGUGACUAUUCAGAUUAAACGCUUAAUGUGUGUGUGUUAACUAAAUAAAUCUCAACCAGAACCUUCUCAGAUAUUUUGUUGAACGUGGGACCUUUUGUUUUGUUUUGUUUUGUUUUACCAGCAGGGGACCCCUGUUUUGUCUGUCAAGAACAAAGACCAGGCAAAAGAAAUGUCAAACCGCAUUUAGAAAUGCAAAAAUGGACUUGCUUUUGAUAUGCUUUUCCCAACAAUAAGGGACAUGAGUCAUUGGGGCAUGUUACAGAGAGUUUCAGUAAAAUUCAGAAAAAAAUAAUAAAUAUGAACAGCCACAGCAUGCCCAGAAGCCUUUUUAUGGAGCCAGGCAUGGUUGACCUGCUUUCCAUGUCUCAAAACAUUAGUCCCUACAAGAACCCUAUGAGGUUUAUCUUCUUUUCACCCAUUUUCAGAGAAGAAAAGUUCAGCUCAGAGAGCUACAGGAACAUUGGGGACAUCUCCAAGACACAGCCAAUAGGUGGCAGUCAUCAGUGUGUUUUGGAAGGGACAAACAUUGAGCUUCUGAACAGCUACUCCAGGAACUAUGGUGCUGUGGUGAAGUCCUGGUUAGGAGCCUAGGAAAAUGGUGAAGGAAAAGAUGGUCCCAGCCUGCAAAACCAAAGUCAGGAACUCCACCAGCAUCUCCCUUCUCCCUAGCCUGGUGGUCCACAUCAUGCAGAUUUACUCUAGAUUCAACUUAGACUCAUUUUUAUACUACUCAGGGGACAAGGAGGGAACUACAGUCAGUAAUAGCAACAUGAGCCUCAGGUGCUUUGGGGAUUGAAAUUCAGACCAGGAAAUUCCAAUACAUCAGUGCAUAUGGAGGCCAUGCGUAUUUAAGGAGAAGGUUCUAGGCUUCCAAAGUAAAAUUGAAUGUGGAGGUUGGGGCUUGAUUCAAACAUUAAUACUUUUGAGACAUUUUUAUGGUAUUUGUCAGCUGUGGAGCAACAGCACACAUCUGUAUUAAUAGCCUGUGUUAAUAGCCUCAUCGUAGAAAUGAGAAAACACAGGCUUUUGCACAUGAAAUGGCUCCUCAAAGCAUGUGGUUCAGAAUUGAGAACGUGCAGAGUGAGAGUGGUAUGAAUUUUCCUGUAAGCUACCUAUAAGCUACCUGAAGUUCUGUUUGCUCUCAUGUGGAGGAAAAGAGCCUUGAAGAAGUUUUAUUUUUUUCUUUGUUUGGAAAGAACACACAGAGCAAGAUGAUUUACAAUAACCCUUUUGACCUAACACACAUACUUGUUUUCUUUAACAUUAAGGGGAGUCUUAAGAAACCCCAAAUAAGUAUUAAAUGACUGAAAGGUGACUCAAACUUAUCUGUUAAACAACUGGAAAUGCAAGGAAUUACAUUAAUUUCUUUGUCACACAGACACCAGAUUGGCAAAAAAUUAAGUCUUAACAUUCAAGGGAGGCUGGAUGUAGGGAACCAGCGAUAUUGAGAGACUGCUGGGGACAAUAUACUUGCCACAGCCCUUUUGGAAAGUAAUCUGGCUGUAACUAUUAAAGUUUUACCCAUGCAUAUUCUUUACCAAGUUACCCCUUUCUGCAGGUGAUUACUAUAUAUUAUGGGCUGAAUUGCAUUUUCUCCCAAAAAUGUUCAGAAUGGGAAUAUAUUUGGACAUAUGAUUUUUAUAGAGUUAAUUAAGGUUAAGUGAGUUUAUUGGAGUGAGCCCUAAUCCAAUAUGACUGGGGUCUUUAUAAGAAGUGAUGGUAAAGAUACAGAAACAGAAGAUCCUGUGAACACAGCAAUGGAAGACAGCCAUCUACAAGUCAAGGAAAAUGGCCUCAGAAAAAACACCCCAGCCAUAGCUUGAUGUCAUAUUCCUAGCCUCCAGAAUUGUGAGAAAAAAAAAAUCUGUUAUUAAAGCCUUGAGUUUGUGAUGCUGUAUUAUGACAGCGUAGCAAACUGUUAUAGUUUGUUAGGACACAUACAAUAUGUUUCCUGCAGCACGACUGAAGUGGAAAUAAAAUGUCUUCAUGCCAGUUUCCACCAGCAUUGAAAGGCUGAACCACUGUGGGAAACAGCUUUGAUCAUGAAAUAACAUAAAGACGUGAUAUCAAGACAUGUAAGGGCAGAGCUCCUGCCCUGGUGGGACUAUAGGCAUGAGUUCUCUGAGAUGACACAUUGCAGAGAAAUGCAUAGGAUACCUUAACCUUUUUGGUUUAACCCCCGGCUCCCCUUUUGUAAACACUUCCCUUAUAAAAAUACUGGUGUGUAAGGUAUGGAGAAGGAGCUGUCUGCUAUAAGAGAUACCUAGGUGCAGUUAUUUAAUAAAAACAGCAACAUGCAAAGAUA
Messenger RNA from Pongo pygmaeus (Bornean orangutan), 9445 nucleotides. RefSeq names its product zinc finger protein 678 (gene ZNF678). Gene Ontology annotation, biological process: regulation of transcription by RNA polymerase II. Gene Ontology annotation, molecular function: RNA polymerase II cis-regulatory region sequence-specific DNA binding; DNA-binding transcription factor activity, RNA polymerase II-specific. NCBI's taxonomy places the organism in Eukaryota, Metazoa, Chordata, Mammalia, Primates, Hominidae. The record is from RefSeq and is a predicted model, not a curated record.